CAACACACAUAACUGCAGUGACCAGAAAAAGCUUCUAGUUUGGUCCAUUUUGAGAAUAGCUGAUAUGAUCAUGAAGGUUUCUAGCUUCUGUGCUUUGCUCUUGUUGGUUGUCACAGCUUUUACCUUUUUUAGCUUCUCAGGUUCCAUCACAGAUUUGGUUGGUAGAAAAUGUGUUGAUGAACCAACAGCAAUUGCAGGAAGCAGAAAACUCAAGGAAAAUGUCAAUAGGAUUAAGAGCAAUGAAAAAGGCGAUACCGGAGAUCGCGUAAGACUCGAAGAUUACAAUCCAAUUGAUCCAAUACCAGGUGGAGCAAAGAAUGUUAAUCCAGGACCAAUUGAACAUGGAACUCCUCUAAUGCCAUUCAUACCAAAAUCUCCACCUCCUGUUGGUCCUGGAGAUUAUGAUUAGUAACAACUUGUUCUUCUCUAGCAGAACCAAUGCUUAAAGAUUGUAAUAAUGCUAUAUAUGUGUAAUCUGGUUUAUCAUGUGUUACUGUUGUGUGAAACCCUAGAAAUUUUGCAUAACUUAUAAAGUGGCCAAUGUUUGUAAUCUAAUGUAAUGUACUUGGAAGUAUUAUGUAUCAUGUAUGUAUGUGUGCUUGUUAAA
Vicia villosa (hairy vetch) is the source of this 607-nucleotide messenger RNA. RefSeq lists its product as uncharacterized. The record is from RefSeq and is a predicted model, not a curated record. The transcript is spliced from 3 exons. The coding region runs from base 65 to 409 and encodes 114 amino acids. Lineage: Eukaryota; Viridiplantae; Streptophyta; Magnoliopsida; Fabales; Fabaceae.